Messenger RNA from Ipomoea triloba (trilobed morning glory), 2494 nucleotides. Its product is annotated as wall-associated receptor kinase 2-like. The transcript is spliced from 5 exons. Lineage: Eukaryota; Viridiplantae; Streptophyta; Magnoliopsida; Solanales; Convolvulaceae. The record is from RefSeq and is a predicted model, not a curated record. Gene Ontology annotation, molecular function: ATP binding; protein serine/threonine kinase activity; polysaccharide binding. The coding region runs from base 14 to 2299 and encodes 761 amino acids. Gene Ontology annotation, biological process: cell surface receptor signaling pathway; protein phosphorylation. Gene Ontology annotation, cellular component: plasma membrane.
UUGAACAACAACCAUGUCUCCUCCUCAUCUAAUAUCCAUCUCCUUCUUGUUACUCAUUCAUCUGACAUCCACGCAGGCUUCAUCAUCUGCUCAGAUGGCGAAGCCCGGCUGUCAGACAAAAUGCGGAAACCUAUCCAUACCUUAUCCGUUCGGGAUCGGAAAAGGCUGCUACCUCGACCACGAGUUCGAGGUCACAUGCAACAAAUCCACUAAUCUCGCAUCUCUCUCCUUGGUCGGAGGAUUAAACAUAUACAACAUCUCCACGGAAUACGUCGCCGUCGAAGCCGUUAACUCGCCGUUUCUGUUCAACCAAUCCACCGGAGAAAACCUCGACGGAUCUCUCCUCGGCAGCUCCCUCCUCCCCAGCAAACACUACAACUUUUCCUCCUCAAAGAACAAACUCGUCGCCAUGGGCUGCGAUGUUUUCGCGUACAUUAAAGACCGUACCAGCGGCGAAAUCAUAAGCGAAUGCGCGUCUUUAUGCAGACACGACACCUCUAGUCCUCUUACGGUCCCGCUUGCUAUUUACCAAACAGGGCCACAGGCGUCUUGCUCGGGCCAUGGCUGCUGCGAGUCGCUUAACAUUUCGGGGCCGAUGACUAAUUUCAGCGCGAUGAUGCACACGAUGAACACCUUGGAUAGGUCUUGGGUGGGGAGCGGGUGCAAUUUUCUUCUCAUUGUGGAUAGGGAUUUCUCCGACUAUGGGAGAAUUAACGUCUCCGACUGUGACCGGAGUUACGAGCUGCCGCUGGUGCUGGAUUGGACGGUAUCGGAUCGGAGUUGCGGCGAUGAAGGAACGGCAACGAUCUGCGGGUUGAACAGUGAUUGUGUGAACCAUAGUGGAAGACGAGGGUAUUCUUGUCAUUGCAAGGUGGGGUACGAGGGCAACCCUUAUCUUCAAAGUGGAUGUCAAGAUAUCAACGAGUGUGAAGGGAGAAAUGGCGCAAAGCAUAAUUGCUCCAAGAAUGCUUACUGCGUUAACACUCCGGGCAGCUAUUCUUGCAACUGCCUUUCAGGCUAUCAUGACACCGCCGAUGGAUGCAUACUUGACCAACAAAGACAUACCUGGAUUCUGUACCUAUGUUUAGGUAUUGGACUCUCCAUUGGUUUUCUGGUAAUGAUAGUUCUUGGCUUUUGGCUCCACAAAGAACUAAAAAGGAGGAAACAAGCAAAAGUAAAGAAACAAUUCUUCAGGAAGAAUGGUGGGUUGCUGUUGGAGCAACAAAUAUCUUUCAACAAAGGGAGUGUAGCAGAUACCCAAGUCUUCACUAUUGAGGAACUAGAGAAAGCAACUGAUAAUUUCAAUGUCGGUCGAAUUCUGGGUAAAGGAGGACUUGGUACUGUAUACAAAGGAAUGUUGCCGGAUGGAAGCAUAGUGGCGUUAAAGAAGCCAAAUCAAUUGAAUGAGAAAGAGAUAGAUCAGUUCAUUAAUGAAAUCUUCAUCCUUUCCCAAAUCAAUCACAGAAACAUCGUCAAAGUCCUAGGUUGUUGCUUGGAGGUUCAAAUUCCAAUGGUUGUCUAUGAAUACGUACCCAAUGGUAACCUGUCGUACUACCUUCACGGUCGUCGCCAUACUGAUGAUCAGAAGAGAAGCCUGUCAUGGAUGGACCGCCAUCGAAUCGCAGCAGAGGUAGCAGGGGCACUUGCAUACCUACAUUCCUGCGCUUCGAUGGCGAUCUUUCACAGAGACAUCAAGUCGAGCAACAUCUUACUGGACGAAAAUUUCAGAGCCGUAGUGUCCGACUUCGGGCUAUCGAAGUCCGUGCCCGUGGACAAGACCCACCUAACCACAACCGUGGGAGGAACAUUCGGUUAUCUCGACCCAGAAUACUUCCGGUCAGGCCAACUGAACGACAAGAGCGACGUCUACGCCUUCGGGGUCGUCCUGGCCGAGCUCCUGACCGGCCGAAAAGUUAUCCCGACCGAGAAAAACGAUGAGUGUUUGGUGAGCCGAUUUGUGUCGCUAACCAAACAGGACAGGGCGUUUGAGAUCUUGGAUAAGCAGAUUGUGGAGGAUGGUGAAGAGGAAGAGAUAAUGGCGGUGGUUAAGAUCGCGAGGAAAUGUCUGAAAUGGAGCUCGAGAAAACGGCCGGGGAUGAAGGAAGUUGCGGCGGAGCUUGAUCGGUUGAGGAAGACGACGAUGGGAAAGGGAAAGGGUAGUGUAGUUAGUCCUGUCCGGAGCAUGGGAGAUGAGUAUUACUGCUCGUUUAGCCAUUCUUUUGAGACUUGUGCCGCCAUGGAAGAUAGCUCUGAAGAAUCAAUAUACAGUGUAGAUGCUGCUUCAAGUUUCUUGAAGUGAAAAUGUAUGUAUGUUUGUAUGUAUAUGUAUCCUCUAAUCUCUAUGCUUUAAUUUUUUGUUUUCCAGUUUUCAAUUGCUAUUUUCAACUGUUUUGUUGUUGUUGUUGUUAGUGUUAUGAUUUUUACCUGUAUUGAACUACUUUUUGUAUGUUAAUUAUAAUAUAUUUUUAGUUUCAAUAAAUUUAAUGGUUUUCGA